CUUUUAGAGUUAUCUGCCCCUGAUACCGGAAGUUGAGAAGCGAUUGUGAAAACAUGAACACGUGUUUGUUAAAACUUCAGAUUUGCACUGUUUGGGACUGACGAAGUGAAAUUCGCUUCCAGUGAAAAAGAACAUUAGAUAUGCCAAAAGUAAAGCAAGACAAGAAAAGUCGCCAGCACCAACAAAUUCAAAAAACAAGGCAUCACCUUCAAGCAUGACUUCGGCCAGCAUAUCCUCAAGAACCCUCUGGUUGUGGUCAGUAUGGUGGAAAAGGCUGCACUGCGUCCAACUGAUGUGGUGCUGGAAGUUGGACCCGGUACAGGCAACAUGACAGUCAAGCUGCUGGAGAAGGUUAAGAAGGUGGUGGCUUGUGAGAUUGACCCCCGUUUGGUGGCAGAGCUGCACAAGAGAGUUCAGGGAACACCCCAGGCCAGCAAGCUGCAGGUGAUGGUGGGAGAUGUCCUCAAGACAGAGCUUCCAUUUUUUGACAUCUGCGUGGCCAAUCUCCCAUAUCAGAUUUCAUCUCCCUUUGUCUUCAAACUACUUCUACACAGACCCUUCUUCAGAUGUGCCGUUCUGAUGUUUCAGAGAGAGUUUGCUCAGAGAUUGGUUGCAAAGCCAGGGGACAAACUCUACUGUCGACUGUCGGUGAACACACAGCUUCUGGCUCGGGUUGAUAACCUGAUGAAGGUUGGCAAGAACAAUUUUCGACCGCCCCCCAAAGUUGAGUCCAGUGUCGUCAGGAUAGAACCCCGGAAUCCUCCACCACCAAUAAACUUCAAGGAGUGGGAUGGUCUGGUGAGAAUCUGCUUUGCAAGGAAAAACAAAACCAUUGGUGCUGCCUUCAAAUACACCAAAGUAUUGAAUCUGAUGGAGAAAAACUACAAGAUUCACUGUUCUGUCAAUAAUAUAACAAUACCAGCUGAUUUUGACAUCAAGGAAAAAGUAGUGAAGAUUCUUGAAGAAAAUAGCUUCGACAAGAUGCGAGCCCGCAGUAUGGAUAUUGAUGACUUCCUGGCGCUAUUAAACAGUUUCAACAAGGAUGGCUUCCAUUUUUCAUGAUGUGAGAUGUGGUUCCAAUAUUGUCUUAUGCAAGAUGAACCACAGGAAUAGCGUCGGAAUAUUACUGACUGCGGCAUUAAACAACAAACAAAUUCUUGUGAGAGGUGGUUCUGUGAAGCAGUGUGAACACUGUUGGUGAACAGUGAACCUUCAUUUGUUUGUUUCAGUGAACACUGGACACACUAUAACGAAAAGCAUGAAUGCCUGAUAUUAGCUGGGAGAAUUCUUCAGUUCUUGCUGUGAAGCCUGUGUCCAGGAAUCUCAGACCCUGAAUAUUGUGAAAUGCUUUUGAUUGUCGACAAUGGUGGUAGUGAGUGUGACCAGAUUAUGAUGUAUUCCAUUACUGUGAAAUCCUAGUGUCUAUGAGUGGACUGUAUCAGGAGCUUGUAUACUGGAUGGUGAUGUAAUGGAUGCACUGUAAGGAAGACACAAAGCCGGUACAUGGAUUCUAUAAACACUUGUUUAUUUGGUCAGUGCCAGAAAAUAAAUAUGUAUGUACA
Molecule: messenger RNA, 1562 nt
Organism: Haliotis rubra (blacklip abalone)
Lineage: Eukaryota; Metazoa; Mollusca; Gastropoda; Lepetellida; Haliotidae
Product: probable dimethyladenosine transferase
Exons: 12
Coding region: 262-1062 (266 amino acids)
Biological process (GO): rRNA methylation
Cellular component (GO): mitochondrial matrix
Molecular function (GO): rRNA (adenine-N6,N6-)-dimethyltransferase activity
Source: RefSeq, a predicted model, not a curated record